AUGAAGUUCGUGUUAAUUAGUGCAACACAUGGGCGAAUGACUACACCGCAGGUGCUCGGUGAUUUGCAAGCAAACCUAUUCGGUGGGGGACUCUGUGAAGACCAGGCAAGUGAGGCAAUUCGCCUCACCUUCCAUGACGGCAUUGGUCGUUCAGCGGCUCUCCAGGCUGCCGGCAUGUUUGGAGGGGGAGGGGCAGAUGGCAGUAUUAUUCAAUUUGCCAGUGUUGAAUUAGCCGAUCCUGCCAAUGCUGGUCUGGAAGACACGGUGUACGCGUUAAAGCACUUCGCUGACGCCCACAAUGUGAGCUAUGGCGAUAUGAUCCAAUUUGCCGGGGCUGUCGCGCUCUCCAACUGUCCUGGUAGCCCGCGGCUUCCCUUUUAUACCAGGCGUCCCCCAGCGGUUGCCCCUGCGCCUCCGAAUUUGAUUCCAGCGCCGACGGAUCCUGUGGAGAGGGUUCUGGCUCGGAUGGAGGAUGCCGGCUUUACCGCAGAGGACACGGUCGCACUUCUGGCUGCUCAUUCGGUAGGCACGCAGAAGACGAUCGAUCCUACCAUUUCGAAUACACCCUUUGACACCACGCCCAGAGUCUUCGACUCACAAUACUAUCUAGAGAUACUUCUAAGAGGAACUGGAUACCCGGGUAGAGGACGAAGCCCAGCCGAGGUGAAGUCGCCUCUUAAAAGCGAAUUCCGACUCACUUCGGACGCUGCGAUAGCGCGACAUCCGAAGACUGCAUGCGCGUGGCAGUCUCUCAUUGGUGACCAGGACCGGAUGCGCGCGUCGUUCAGUGACGCGAUGAUGAAGCUCGCCAAUCAAGGCUACCGGAAUCUGGUUGACUGCUCGCCAGUCAUCCCGUCUUCGCGGGUGUGGGACCGUGCGCCAGCCUAUCCUUUAGGCAAGGGUGUGGCCGAUAUCGAGCAGUCGAUCGGUAUCUUAUCAACGUGA
Sparassis crispa is the source of this 945-nucleotide messenger RNA. RefSeq names its product Low-redox potential peroxidase. Lineage: Eukaryota; Fungi; Basidiomycota; Agaricomycetes; Polyporales; Sparassidaceae. Gene Ontology annotation, biological process: response to reactive oxygen species; hydrogen peroxide catabolic process; cellular response to oxidative stress. The record is from RefSeq and is a predicted model, not a curated record. Gene Ontology annotation, molecular function: heme binding; peroxidase activity. Bases 1 to 945 code for a protein of 314 amino acids. The transcript has 10 exons.